GGUCAUUCAUAGUUCGAUAGUAUUCCUCAGUGUUUAAUUCAACGAAUUUAUAGUGAUUAUUAAAAAUAGAUAAUUCUAUUUGAUUAUUUUGAAUUUGUGAGGUUGGUAAUUAUGUCAGAAUUAAUAAUAACGCAUUAAAAAAAUUCAUUAUUGAAAAGUCGAAUUAAUACAUUGAUUUUACAACCUAACCUCUAUUCCGGUAUACUUUAUUUACCAAAGAGGAAAAUAAAAGAUAAGUAUUAUAAAAAGUAUAAGACGUCAUACGCAAGAAGAAACAAAUAAUAAUACUAAUAAUAAAUAAAAAGGAAACAUUGAAGAAUAAAUCAAUUACAAUGGAUACGGAAAAACAGAAAGAUGAAAUUACUGCUUUAGAAAGUAUUUACAAUGAAGAAGAAUUUUCUUAUAACAACGAGGAUAAACUUUAUCAAUGUAAUUUCAAGAUAUUUAUAACAUUACCAGAAGGAUAUUAUUUUACGUAUAAAGAUAAUAGAUAUCCAGAAGAGUCGACAGAGAAAGUACAAAUAUCACAUUUACCACCAUUAUCAUUGUAUGUUACAUUACCAGAAGAUUAUCCUUCAACUUCACCGCCAAUGUUUUCCUUGUCUUCAGUUUGGUUAUGUUAUGCAUCGCUUGCUAAAUUGUGCACAAAGUUAGAUAAUUUAUGGGAAGAGAAUAAAGGCCAAGAAAUAUUGUAUUUAUGGGUUGCAUUUUUACAGUACGAAACCUUACAAUAUUUAAAUAUAAAAGAAUCUAUCAGCAUGAACACUGUUUAUACGUCUUAUAAAAUAACUUUGGAUAAAGUGCAGAAUUUUGAUAGAAGCAUUGAAGAAUCAAGUAAACACGUGGAUGAGAAAGAAGCAAAAGAAACUACUGCUAAAGAUUUGAAUAACAGCAAUAGAAGUAGUUGUAGUUAUAAAACUAAUAAAAAGGAAUUUCAAAGGCAACGUUUCAAAGGAAUAGAAAAUAGAAGAAUAGAUAAAAGGGCUUUCUCCGAUUGUCCCUAUGGAAAGAAUCCAAUACAAGUGUUAAUAGAUUAUAAUGAGAAACGUAAUCAAAUUGAAUUCAAUAAAAGUAUGUAUACUUGUAAUAUUUGUUUUACAGAUAAAUUAGGAGAACAUUGUUUCCAAUUUUUACCAUGUUCUCAUAUAUUUUGUAAAAGUUGCAUCACCGGUUAUGUAGAAGUCAAAAUUAAAGAUGGUGAUGUACAAGAUAUUUCUUGUCCCGAACCAAAAUGUACUUCCGAAGCAACACCUGGACAAAUUAAAGAUUUGGUUAGUCCAGAAUUGUUUGCCAAAUAUGAUUCUAUAUUGUUAAAUGUUACGUUGGAUACUAUGACAGACAUAGUUUAUUGUCCAAGACGUCAUUGUCAAUAUCCAGUUAGUCGAGAUCCUAAUGAACAAAUGGCAAACUGUCCUGUUUGUCAAUAUGCAUUCUGUGUUUAUUGUAAAAUGGUUUAUCAUGGUAUAGAACCAUGUAAAGUAGCUUCAACUGAAAAGCAACAAUUAGUUAACGAAUAUCAAGCUGCUUCUAACGAAUUAAAACUUAUAAUGGAGAAGAGAUAUGGUAAAAAUCAACUUCAAAAAUUAGUUGAGAAUACUAUGUCAGAAAAUUGGAUCAAAGUUAAUAGUCAGAAUUGUCCUCAUUGUCGUGCUUCUAUUGAGAAAUCUGACGGUUGCAAUAAAAUGACUUGUUAUAAAUGCCACACGUAUUUCUGUUGGUUGUGUGGAAGAAAAUUAAAUCCUCAAGAACCAUAUUUGCACUACCGUAAUCCGGAAUCACCGUGCUUUAAUAUGUUAUAUCAUGGCUUAAUACUAAAUGAAGAAGAAGAUGAAGAAUAUGAUGAUUUGAUGUUUAAUGAAAUAGUAGAUGACGAUAUUCCAUUUUUUUCUGAUGAUGAAGAGUAUGAAAAUGAUGCUUUAUUCAUUGAUUAUUAAGCUCUAUUUUCUUCUUCUUGUUUUUUUU
Polistes dominula (European paper wasp) is the source of this 1962-nucleotide messenger RNA. RefSeq names its product E3 ubiquitin-protein ligase RNF14. The record is from RefSeq and is a predicted model, not a curated record. NCBI's taxonomy places the organism in Eukaryota, Metazoa, Arthropoda, Insecta, Hymenoptera, Vespidae. Gene Ontology annotation, biological process: protein ubiquitination. Gene Ontology annotation, molecular function: protein binding; zinc ion binding; ubiquitin-protein transferase activity.